This is a messenger RNA of Botrytis cinerea B05.10, 1182 nucleotides long. It is a transcript of the gene Bccia2, whose product is annotated as Bccia2. Gene Ontology annotation, biological process: iron-sulfur cluster assembly. The record is from RefSeq and is a predicted model, not a curated record. Bases 377 to 982 code for a protein of 201 amino acids. The transcript has 2 exons. Lineage: Eukaryota; Fungi; Ascomycota; Leotiomycetes; Helotiales; Sclerotiniaceae.
GUAUUUACAAUUCCAAGUUCAAUACUUGUGUUUUGAACUUUGGCACAGCUUCGAUUAUCGGCUGAUUAGUCAUAAACCAAUGUGAUGCCUCAGGUUUUAGAUACAUCCCACUUCGCUUUAUCGAUCGAUAAAAGGGAAUUUGAUAAACUUCUUCGUCAUUAUCAAACUUACACUCAGGAAUUCAAGACACCACAGCGCAAGCUUUUGCAUCUCGAACCUGCAAUCUAUCCCACAACCUGCGGUCUAUCGAUUCGCAAGUUCAGCUGAAUACAUCUGCCCCGAGUCACAACGCUGAAUUCGUCAGCCAUUCAACUAACACAGGAAAGCCAUUCUUUUUGGCCAGCAGAGCCCCAAGUGGCCCCCAAACCAGCUCAGUAUGGCAUCGGCAGACAAUGCGAAUCCCACGAUCCUGAAUGUGUCCGAGAUAUCACGUCGAAGAGAAAAACGUAAGGUUCGAGAUUAUUCGGCCAAGAAACAUGGUAUACAGAGCAUCUUGAUGGCAAAACCCAGCGAUGCACUGGAUCCCUUUUAUAUGUCAGAUUUCUCAGAUGAAGACUCAGAUGAUUCUGGCUUAGAGCCAAUAGAUGAACAGGAAAUCUACGACUUGAUCGCACCAAUCUCUGACCCCGAGCACCCUCUUUCAUUAGAGUCUCUCGGAGUAGUUAAGCUCGAGGAUGUUCACCUUGCUUCGCCUCCUGAUCUCACAAACCCCGCAGCACUGUCUCGCGUACUGGUCGAAUUGACGCCAACGGUUUCACAUUGCUCCCUAGCAACUGUUAUUGGGCUUGGCGUCCGAGUACGUUUGGAACAAGCUCUUCCGCCAGGAUACCGAGUCGAGGUCAAGAUUAAAAAGGACACACACAGUCAGGCCGACGAAGUCAACAAACAACUGGCUGACAAGGAGCGUGUUGCGGCUGCCCUCGAGAAUGACAAUCUCAUGAAUUUGCUAAGGAAGAUGAUGAAAACCUGCCUUGAUGGCUGAUGAUAUCAUAACCACAGAAACGAGAUUCCUAUGAAACCGCUGUAGCCAGUGCAGGAAAUUCCUCGUUGCGAGGAUAAUCGAGAAGACCGUUGCCACAUACGAGACCACUUCCGCAAUACUCUGAUACUUUUUGAAGUCACGCAGAUCCGUCCCCAAUUGAUAAACUACGAACAUGAAGUAUCACAAGAAUCUAUACCCCA